Chenopodium quinoa (quinoa) is the source of this 1226-nucleotide messenger RNA. RefSeq names its product translationally-controlled tumor protein homolog. The record is from RefSeq and is a predicted model, not a curated record. Gene Ontology annotation, cellular component: cytoplasm. The transcript has a single exon. Gene Ontology annotation, molecular function: calcium ion binding. Bases 328 to 840 code for a protein of 170 amino acids. NCBI's taxonomy places the organism in Eukaryota, Viridiplantae, Streptophyta, Magnoliopsida, Caryophyllales, Amaranthaceae.
AUAAACUCCGGGAGCUAUAAUCAAUUUUUUGUUAAAGUUUUAAGAGAUUGAUGUAUAGUUUAGGAAAUUACAUAUCUUGUAUGCUACGUUACCUUUGUUAGGUUUCUUUAAUUUUUUCACUCCGUUUUAUUUUAGGAAAGAAAAGUUUCCAUGCCUUUGCAAAAUUUGUAAUUCUCUAGGAUUAGGUUACUUUAAGGCAGUUUAAGUUUCUCUAUAUAUACUCAUAACAAUAUUACAUUAAGACCAACAAAAAAAUACACAAGAAAAAAAAUAUUAGAUUGAUUCUUAUUCUUAAAAAGAAGAGAGAAAAAAAAAAAGUCUAGAACAAUGAUCGUGUACGAGGAUAUCAUUAGCGGCGACGAGCUUUUGUCCGACUCGUACCGGUGCAGCGAACUCUUCAAUGGGUGUCUUUGGGAGGUACAAGGGAAGUGGGUUGUGAAAGGCGGUCACAUUGAAGUCGACAUUGGUGCCAACCCUUCUGCCGAAGGAGGAGAUGAUGAAGAAGUUGUUGAUGAGGACGAGGCUGUCAAGGUUGUCGACAUUGUCGACAACUUUAGGCUGCAAGAACAGCCUGCCUAUGAUAAGAAACAGUUUAUUGCAUGGGUUAAGAGGUACAUCAAGAACUUGACUUCCAAGUUAGAGGGUGAUAAGGCUGAUGAGUUUAAGAAGAACGUCGAGGCAGCAACUAAGUUUCUGAUGUCGAAGCUCAAUGAUCUUCAGUUUUUCGUGGGUGAGAGUAUGCACGAUGAUGGUGCUACGGUCAUGGCUUACUACAAGGAUGGUGCUACUGACCCCACUUUCUUGUACUUCGCUCAUGGUUUGAAUGGAGUCAAGCAUUGAAGGGUGCAAGUGCAUGCUAAGGGAUUAAUUUACAAGUAGUAGUGUUUGCCAUAAUUCUAGUCUUUUAGAUUUGGUUAUUCUGUUGUUUAAGUUUUUCUUCUGCAUUAAUUUGGUUAAAUUUUGUUAUGUACUCCAUAUUAAAUUUUCUAAACGCAAUGUUUUGUUUUGUUUUUUUUUAGAAACUCCUAAACGCAAUAUAAUUCUUACUUUCUUUGCUUAUAUUGAAAUUAUGUUAUCUUGUUAUUAUCUCUAAUAGUACCAGAAUCCCCACAAUAAUAAUAUGCAAUCAGUAUAAUUGAACCAUAAAAUAUAAAUAAAAAAAAAGAAUUUGGUACUUUCUUAUCAUUUUUUUAAACAAGACUCGUGCUGAUUAUAUUGUUUAUACA